AUGACGACACGACAGACCCUGAUGAGCACAUUGACCUGUACACGACCCAGGGUUUUUCCUACCUCGCUCAAAGGAGCCACACUCCACUGGUACACCCAGUUACCCGCCGAAUCCAUCGACAGCUUUAGCACCUUAAUCCGGCGGUUCACGGCACAAUACGCCACCAGCCGACCUCACCACACAACCUCCACUACUUUGGCCAACCUCAGGCAGAAUGAUGACGAACCUCUGCGAACCUUCAUGGAGCGCUUCUCCAACAUCUCGGUGAGGAUCCGGAACUUAAACCCCGAAGUCGCCCUGCACUCCAUGCUCAUGGCCCUCAAAGUUGGCCCCUUUGUCGACAGUCUCUACCGAGACCCAGCUCCGCGCCCGCGCGGCAGGAUACAUCCAGAUGGAGGAGCACUCCGCCUUCCGCAACCAGAGGAAGCCAGCAACAACAAUCUGCUCGCCCUCCCACCGCCGGGUCACACUCCCAACAACGCCGACAAGUCUAAGCACUGUCGGUACCACAGGAACCAUGGUCACACCACGGAAGAGUGUCGCACACUCCGGGAUCGCAUCGAGGAGCUCAUUCAAGCGGGCCACCUCGGCCAGUACAUCCAGCGACAACAGGGUAAUAGAGGCGGCUAUGGAGGUCGAGGACGCGGCAGAGGUCGAGGUUCAGGAGCUCGCACUGAAUCACACCCGGGCUCCCGGCAAAAUGCUGGCGGCGCCGAGAUAAGCCAAGAGACAGAAUCGGCUCCCUUACGGGGAGUAAUCAACACAAUAGCAGGUGGCUUUGCUGGAGGAGGCGCCAGCAGCUCGACCCGAAGAAGACACCUGCGGAGCAUCAACUGCGUCCACUCUACCACCCCGGCCCUCCACCAAAGCUCACCGCCGAUCUCCUUCUCCGACAAAGACUACGUCGGCGUCAGCCCUAACCAGGAUGACCCCAUGGUCAUCGUUGUGGAAAUAGCCAACUCGAAAGUGCAGAAAACACUCAUUGACCAGGGAAGCUCGGCCGACGUCCUGUACUGGCCUACGUUCCUCAAGCUAGACGUCCCCCACUCCCUCAUUCAACCUUACAUGGAGCCCCUAGUCGGCUUCGCAGGAGAGCGAGUUCACACUCGGGGGUACGUAGACUUGCUGACGACUUUCGGAACGCCACCGGAUACAAGGCGGGUCAUGGACGGUAAAAUCAUCGCCGUCAAAGCUAAUCAGGAAACAGCUCGGCAAUGCUACGUCGAGAGCCUGAAGAUCUCCUCGUCGAGCAAGCAAAGCGAGGGGAAUCCCCCCACCAUAGCUCCUUAA
Messenger RNA from Cajanus cajan (pigeon pea), 1290 nucleotides. The record is from RefSeq and is a predicted model, not a curated record. NCBI's taxonomy places the organism in Eukaryota, Viridiplantae, Streptophyta, Magnoliopsida, Fabales, Fabaceae.